GCUCUUCAAUAGUAACCUCUGGUCAGUCAGUCAGUUGUGUCGCUUCUAUAGCUUUCAUAUUGUAAACAGAAUUAAGCGAAAGGUGAACAUGAACAAAAAUGAGACAGAAAUUUAUGAGAAGUCAGACGAAGUCAAAAUAACAUCAACGACAAAAGUCUUAUUAAUCGGAGAUGACGAAUGGACAAGUGAGCAGUCUGUUGGGAACUGUAACAUAAACACUUCUGAAGAGAACUUAAGAAAGCAUUUAUGUCAGCUCUUAACUGGCAGCCGAACAUGCAUGGACGUUGUCGAAGAUUGGAGUAAAGUGGAUAGAUUUGCAGCAGCGAGCAUUAAGGAAGGCAAUCAACCCAGGCGGUAUCAUUUCUAUAUUGUGCAUGGCAACAAUUACAAGCCAGGUGAGAUUAUUUCGGGGCCAGUAUUUGAUGGAAAGGCAAUUAUGAAGACAGUCAAAUAUCGACUAAAAGAAGAAAAUUGGAUAUCGGAAAAUGUCAUUGAAACUCCUCUCAAAACAAAGAUUGAUGGUAAAGACUAUUGCAGUUUCGAUCAAUACAUUCAACAAGUGGUUUCAGAAGCACUCGAAACAGAAUCACCAAAAAUCUUUAGGUUCCUGCAAUAUUUACAUAGAAAUUAUAAAUAAAUACU
Messenger RNA from Drosophila hydei, 642 nucleotides. RefSeq lists its product as uncharacterized. The coding region runs from base 89 to 637 and encodes 182 amino acids. Lineage: Eukaryota; Metazoa; Arthropoda; Insecta; Diptera; Drosophilidae. The record is from RefSeq and is a predicted model, not a curated record. The transcript is spliced from 2 exons.